Molecule: messenger RNA, 2518 nt
Organism: Impatiens glandulifera
Lineage: Eukaryota; Viridiplantae; Streptophyta; Magnoliopsida; Ericales; Balsaminaceae
Exons: 6
Coding region: 1-2286 (761 amino acids)
Source: RefSeq, a predicted model, not a curated record
AUGGAGUUAGAAAAAGAGAGAAGAAUAAUGUCAACAACAAAGUCAGAUUUUGCACAGAAGCUGUUAAACGAUCUAAGAUUGCGAAAAGAGCGAUUGUCCUCGGCUUCAUCACAACUUACAGUUACUACUUCAGAUGCAUAUGGAAAUCCAAAACAAGCUAACCAGGGAAGCAGACAAAUCAAAACACUAGAAUCAGUGGGGGAUCUCAAUUUCAAACCAACAAAACAACAUAAAAGAUCUAAUAUGAUUAUUGUACCGUUUAAAGGAGGCCAACAAAAUCAAAACACCCCCAAGAUCGGAGAUUUCUCAAUGGUUCUUAAGUUUGCACUCGAGAAUGGGAUUAAACUCAUAGGCUCAAAUGGUACUAACAACAAUCAAUCACAUUGUCGUUCAGUUAGCCAUAUAAACGAUAUAUCGAAAGGAGCACAUAAAUUGAAUGAAAUCCUCAGAGCAUACUCCAAUGGGGUUAACAUAGAUCGACAUUCAGUUGAAAUUGGGAAUCAACUUCUGAAAGGGGCCAUAGACUUGGAAGAGUCUCUAAGAAUGUUAGUGAAUUUGCAGGAGGCUUCUGAAUAUAUGAGUACCCCGAAAAGAAAGAACCAGAUUAGAUUGCUCGAUGAAGAAGAAGAUGAUGAUGAAGUAGAUAAUAAUGAAUUAGCUAAUAAGCAGAAGCAACUUGUUCUUCCUAGAUUCUCGUUUGAUAAGCCGAGAAAAAAUAAUGAUCGGGAGAAGGGAAGAAUUUCUAGUGUCAUUGCAAAACUGAUGGGACUAGACGACAUGUCUAACAAUGUAAGAACAAAUAAUACAAGGAAAGAAUCCAGUUCUGAACAGAAAGUAACAGCUGCUGGCUCGAAGAAUUCUGAUUCUGGAAACAGAAAUAAUCACACUAUUACACAUCUAGCAGUUGGGAAAUCUGUGAUACAGAAUAGUCGAGUAAAUUCAAAUACUCAAAACAGUUUUCAAGAGAAGAAGAAACUCGAGAGAGAAACAGUUGUCAAGUCUGAAGAGAGAAAAACGCCAAAAGAAAGAACUGGUAGUAGUGUUAGGAACAAGAGCACACUCCACUCAAAACAAGGAGAUUUGAAAAAAGUGCGUGAAACAGAAUUGAGAAAUUCCUCAAGAUCCAAGGAUAGAAUUGUUGAUCCAGAGAAGCAUCAUCAUCAUCAUCUUCCCUUGGAUAAAGAACCAAUGGAUGAACAACCACAAAAAUUGCAGACAAAUAGCAGAAAAUCUGAAGAGGUCGUCAUAACGAGACCAAAUGUGCAAAAAGGAAAAAUCAGCAGCAGAUCAAUUAAAGAGAAAUCUAUCGAUGUGAAAUCUCUCAAUGUCGUCCCAAUUGAAAGGAAAAAUGGAAUUCUUCCCCACUUCGCCACACCAUUGAGGCAUCAGGUUCCUAUUUCAAACGAUGUAAAAGAGAAAAGGCACGAAAAGAAGAACAAUUUCAAACGAACUGGAAAAGAGAGUUCAGUAAAGCUUAAAGAUGCAAAAGAAUUGGAUAAAGAAGCUGCUGCUGCUGCUUCUGCUACACGCCAAUCUGUAAGCUCAUCAUUAAUGAUCAUGAAUGCACCUGAUGAACAUUCCACUAAUCUUACUGGUCAUCAUGCAGAUCAAACUAGCCUAAGUAAUAAUGACCAACAACUAAAGCAUCAAAAGAAGAAAGAUCAGGAUGAUUCACUUCAUAACGGCAACAGUGAAGAAAGAACCGCAGUCUCUCCGCCGUCCAAUGCAAGAAAACCACUCGCAUUGACAGAAGAUGAAGCAAAUCUGAAGUUAAUACUGAUAAAAAGCCAACAAUUUCUUCACACAGCAGUAGCACUUUUCAAGCUCGACUUUCCAAUCAGCAUUCUUCAUAUAAACGACUACAGUAUCAAUCAAGCAAAAGACGAGAAGGUUAUAAUAGAUUGUGGAUAUGAAAUAAUACGAAGAAAAGGAAGAAGACAAGAGGAGUUUAUACAUUAUCGAUCUCUAAAGCUAUCGUCAAUCCGAAUAGAUUCUCUAGAUGAAUUGGUGAGACGAUUAAACGUAGAGUUCGGAAAUCUAAAAUCAUAUGGAAGGAUUCGAAUGAAUGAAGAUGAGAGUAUCGAUAAUCCGUUUAAUAUGAUUGAAAAUGACAUACUAGUGAAUAAGGAUCCAGAUAUAAACUGCAUGUGGGAUUCAGGAUGGAAUGACGCCAUUUUUGGUGUUGCUGAGAGAGAAGAAACCAUUAGAGAUGUGGAGAAGCAGGUGCUCAAUUGUCUUCUAGAUGAGAUCGCCAGAGAUCUGUUAUCGCCAUUGAAUGGAUUCUAGAUGAUUGAAUCUCCUCUAUCUUGAAUUUCUCCAUUUGGAUUUGUAAAUUAUUCAAUACUUUGUUUCAUAUUUGGUUCUUAUGAAGAACUAAGAGAUCAUAUAACCGUUGUGAAAAAGUUUGUAGUUGAGUUUAUACAUAUGAAAAUUCUUAAGGGUCAAAUUGUAACAGAAUUAGAAAUAUAAAGGCCAGUUUGUUAAUUCAAUAAUUAUUUUUUUAUUUAUUUUAGUUUAG